Messenger RNA from Mercurialis annua (annual mercury), 6859 nucleotides. RefSeq lists its product as uncharacterized. The coding region runs from base 165 to 6638 and encodes 2157 amino acids. Gene Ontology annotation, biological process: maturation of SSU-rRNA from tricistronic rRNA transcript (SSU-rRNA, 5.8S rRNA, LSU-rRNA); positive regulation of transcription by RNA polymerase I. The transcript has 39 exons. The record is from RefSeq and is a predicted model, not a curated record. Gene Ontology annotation, molecular function: snoRNA binding. Gene Ontology annotation, cellular component: t-UTP complex; small-subunit processome; 90S preribosome. Lineage: Eukaryota; Viridiplantae; Streptophyta; Magnoliopsida; Malpighiales; Euphorbiaceae.
AAAACCCUAAACAUCCACGUCGUUGAAACCUGGUUUACUCAACUCAACAGCUUUUUAGGGUUUAAGCUGCUUCACCUCUCUUCACUCAAAUUUUACACUCGUCCAUCAUUUUUACUUAAAAAUCUUCGUUUGUUGCUCUCUAAUUCUCCAAAUAACCAAAAACCAUGGCGACAAGCUUAGCUUCUCAAUUAGCAGCAAUUAGGUCUGCUAUACAAAUCGACACAGACUCUCAAAAACGGCCUAUAACUCGUCCGUCUAUUUUAUUCGAUUCUAAAGAAGCUGCUGAUAUCGACACAGACACUAUUUUUAGUAUCGCGCUUUCAGGUCUUGAGAUUCUUAUAACACUCGAUGAACGAUUCAGAAUCUAUAGAAAUGAUUUGUUUAGUGAUAAAAGUAAAGAAAUGAAUAGAGAAUUGAUGAAUCAAGAUGAGAAUAAUCGUAUUAAUGUGACUAUUGGUUUAUACCUGAGGUUGCUCUCUGGUCAUCUUCAGUUACCUGCUGCUCAUAAAACACUGGAAUUUUUGAUUCGCCGAUACAAGAUACAUGUAUACAAUGUUGAGGAUUUGAUUUUAUGUGCCUUGCCCUACCAUGACACUCACGCUUUUGUUCGGAUAGUUCAGUUAAUUGACACAAGAAAUAGCAAAUGGAAGUUUUUGGACGGUGUUAAAGUUUCGGGCGCACCACCUCCUAGGAAUGUUAUUGUGCAGCAGUGUAUCCGUGAUAUGGGAGUUCUAGAGGCUCUUUGCAAUUAUGCAUCUCCUUCAAAGAAAUUUCAACCUUCAAGACCUGUCAUCAGCUUUAGCACAGCAGUUGUUAUUGAAACUUUGGGUUCUAUAACCGAUGUUAAUAGUGACGUUGUACAUAGAAUCCUUCCAUUUGUAGUUUCUGGACUUCAGCCUAAUCUGAAAGGAGGCUCAGAUCACAAGGCAGGCGCUCUAAUGAUUGUUGGUUUAUUAGCAAAUAAAGUUUCCUUGGCUCCUAAGCUUGUUAAAAGUUUGAUCCGGUCGAUUUCUGAGUUGGCUCAAGAAGAUGCAAAAGGGUUGGCGGAUCUGCAGUGGCUUCGUUUAUCAGUUAUGGCUUUAGUUAACCUUGUUCAGUUGCAACCUAUCAAUGCGUUUCCAAAGAAAGUUCUGGAUAUUAUAAAGGGUACUAGGGAUAUUUCUGCGGUUCUUUUAGAACUGUCUAAGGAAUUCAAUAUUGAGAGAUUCCUCAAUGUGCUUGUGGAAUCUUUGGUUGAUUACAGUUCUUCUGAUGAUGCGUGUUGCUGUGCUUUAAUAUCCAUAAUAGAGAGGGUUCCAGUAAAGAAUUCUGUUGAACAUAUAGUUUCAAGGGUCCUUUUUUCUUGUAUAAAAAUGGCACAGAAAAGUGACAGUUCAAUGCCAUCCUUAUCAGGGAGCUGGGCAAAGAAAAUUUUGAUGGUUAUUGAUAAGAAUUAUCCAUCUCAACUUCAUCAAGCAGUUUGUAAAUUCUUGGAGGAUUCGGAAAGCCAAUCCAAGAAAAAGGGUGGGGUGUUUGAAGCUUUAUGUAAAAUGUUGGAUGGGAAUUUGGAUUUGUCAAUCGCUUCAUCAGACUCCAAAAUUUGGCUUGCUCUACAGCAUCCCAUGGCUGAAGUUCGGUGUGCUACAUUGUCCAGUUUAAAGGAAUCUGGUUUUCUGAAAACCUUGGCUGCUGAUUCACAGAGUCUUGGAACUAUUCGAGAUGCAAUCUUGCGCCAACUUCAAGAUAGUGAUCUAACAGUUGUUCAAGAAGCUUUAGCUCUUGAGGGAUUAUCGGAGAUAAUAAGCGCGUCUGAUCUUCUUGAAACACUGGAUAGUGUACUUAAAAGAUGGGCUGCCUCCCAAAAAUCAAGCUUAUCCGACAACUCUACUCUUGCUGAUAAUGUGGCUGUCUCAGUCCUGCAGCUUGCCAUUUCAAGCUUCCAUGAUCAGGCUGAUUACUUGGAGAAACUUGCUGCUAGGAUGUUUCCUUUAAUCCUUAUAUUGCCUAAGACACGAGGUCUAAAUUGGAAGAUUUUGAAGUUAUCAAAGAAAAUGAAUUGGCCAUUGUACCAAAAUCUCAAUGGCAUCCCUACUGAAGAUGAGGAACUAUCCAAAGAAAACAUAUCUGCGGUCAAUAUAAAAAUUAUUAGCAGCUUGGCAGAGACAUUCUCAAUGUAUCCAGAUGACUAUACAUCUUGGUUUACCAAGAGCUUCAAUGAUUCGAGUUUGUCAAAGACUCUUUUCUUCUUGGUUGUGAUGCAGUCAUUUAUUAAUGCAAAGAAUGAUGGCGCGCAACUUUCGUUGCUUUUUGAUGCUUGCUUCCCUGUUUUAAAGACUGAGUGGGAAGUUCUUGAGUGUGCCGCUGAUGUUUCUGUAAAAGAGUGCAACAAGGAGAUGAUACACUGGGAAUGUAAGAAAUUCACAGAUCAGCUAGCUGAUAAUGAUUUCAGUGCGUUGAAGUCAGACAUUCUAAUUUGCAUCAUGUGGAGAUUAGUGGAGGCAAUUGUUUCUGCAGUAGCCACAGAUAUCCUGCUGGAUGAUAAUGCAAAGUGGAUAAGCUGUAGAGUUAGGGACUUGUAUGUGUUUCUUUCAACUUCUCAGCUAAAGCAUGUCUUCAAGGAACACCGUCAUUACCUUAUUACAAAGUGCAACAUCUCUCCUGUUGAUUUUCUCUCUGGAUUUUUCAUUAAUGAAGAUGUUCCUGUUGCUGUCCAAGUUGAAAGUCUUCACUCUCUUGCAUUUCUUUGUCGGGAGCCUGAUGAUCGAUUGCUGUUUCAACUUCUAGCUAAUUUCCCUUUGCUUCUUGUGCCACUUGCCUGUGAUAAGCAGGAUAUAAGAACUGCUGCCAUGGGCUGCAUUGAAGCAUUUUAUGCACUAUCGCUCCGGGUUGACCAUUUGAGCAAGAAAAAUGGCAACAACGCGAGUUGGAGUCAUUUCCUCGAUGAGCUUCUUGGCCUCAUUAUCCAACAAAAGAGGGCGAUAUUAUCAGACAAUAACUUUCUACCCUCUUUAUUGACCUCUUUGCUUGGCUCAUCCCAUGGUGGUCUUCUAGUGCCAAGGAAUGUUGAACAAAGAUUUGAUCAAUCUACUAAGGAAAAGAUUCUUGCCUUUAUCUUGGGUUAUGCACUUCAACUUCCAACAUUUGCGAAGCUAAUGAUUGUAUCUUUGCUUAAAGGAUUGGGGCAUGCAAUAAUUUGUGUUAAAGAUGUUGAAACACUUUUGGAUCAGCUUCUGAAAAGACGCAGACAAUGUAAUUUUGAGGCAGAUAAGUCGAUACAGAAAUUGUCCAAAAGUGAAGUCAAAAUCUUGUGCCUUCUACUGGAGUUAUGUGCUAUGUCGCCUUCAUCAUCUGACAAAUGUGCUACUGAUGAUUAUUUGCUAAGGGCCUUGCAACUGGAUGGGCUCUCUUUUGAAGAAUCUGCUGUUGCAGAACCUUGUAUCACUGUUCUUCAUAAGUUAACUGGUCACUAUUACAGUAGUUUGGCAACUGAGAAACAGGGGUUGCUUUUUUGUGAGCUCGUGAUUUUGUUCCGGAAUCGCAAUGUUGAUAUUCAAAAUGCAACUAGAGAGGCCUUACUCCGCUUGAAUAUUACAUGCUCCACAGUAUUCCAGACACUUGAUUUCAUACUCAAAAAGGAUACUGGCAAAACUGGUUCAUCAUUUGGGAAGAAGACAAAGAAAGCAAUUGCUCAUCAAGCUUCCAGUUUGGAACUUGAUGUGGUUUGUAAAGGAGAAACUGCAUUAAACUUGCUGAGCUCCCUUCUAGAGAUAUUGGUGCUUAAGAAAGAUUUGGCUAACAGGGGUUCUCUUAUUGCGCCCUUGUUUGAGCUUCUUGGUAAAAUCUUUUCAGAAGAGUGGCUAAUUGGCCAAGAUCAGAAGUCCAUCCAAGCUUCAUUUGGCAUUUUUGAGACAGCAUCCAGUACAGUGUGUUACAUUCAACAGACAGUUCUAUCUAUACUGGAUGAUAUUAUUGCUUCAUCUGUAAAUUCUGUUCCCCUAAAGGAUGAUAUAACAAAUAAAAUAGACAUUAAAAUAUUGGUGGAGUGUGCCCGUUCUGCCAACAACAGAGUCACACGCAAUCAUAUAUUCUCAUUGUUAUCUUCGAUUGCGAAGAUCAUUCCGGACAAGAUAUUGGAACAUAUAUUGGACAUACUUGCAGUCAUUGGAGAAUCCACUGUUUCUCAGAUUGAUAGCUACUCUCAGCAAGUGUUUGAGGAACUUAUAGCUACAGUUGUGCCAUGUUGGCUAGCUAAGACAAAUGAUACAGAGAAAUUGCUCCAGAUAUUUGUAAAUGUUUUGCCUGCAAUUUCUGAACACAGGAGGCUGUCCAUUAUUGUGUACCUGUUGAGGACAUUGGGAGAGCGUAAUAGCUUGGCUUCUUUGCUUGUCCUACUCUUCCAGUCAUUAGUUUUAAGGGAAGGACGAGCUUACCUUGAUGAUACGCGAACAUUAGAAAGUUUUACAUCUUCUAUAAAGGGAGAGUGGGAGUAUGCCUUCACUGUGCAGAUAUGUGAGCAAUACUCAUGCGUGAUAUGGCUUCCGUCUGUUGUUAUGCUGCUUCAACUUAUUGGAAAGAGUCACGUGUGCCAAGAAUUGCAUAUGGAGUUGAUUUUUGCAAUGGAUUUCAUUUCAAAUAAACUGAAAGAUCCAGAAUUGGCCUUCAAGCUUGAAUCAGGCGAAGAUUCUGAUAGCAUCCAGGCAUCUCUUGGAAAACUCAUGGAACAUGUUAUUUCUCUUUUACAUCUUAUCGACAAGGGAAGAAAGCAAGUAACUAUUCCUCUUACAAUGAGAAAGGAAUUAAAAAAGUCCACACAUGCUGUCUUGAGGACUAUCACAGCGGUUAUGAACCCUGCAUCAUACUUCAGAGCGCUCAUCAAUUUGCUUGGACAAUCAGAUGGAAAUGUGCAAAAGAAGGCUCUUGGGCUUCUUUGCGAGACAUUAAGGGAUCGUCAGUCAAAUAAAGAGAACAGCAAGGGGAAAAGGAAUUUGAAUGUAAAUUCAAGUACUGGUUGGCUCCAUAUGGAUGAGAGUUCGCUUGAAUCGUUUCACAAGAUGUGUUUGAAAAUUGUUGGGUUAAUUGAUGAUGAGAAGAAUAUAGUAGAUGCACCACUAAAACUUUCAGCAAUUUCUGCUCUGGAAGUCUUGGCGAAUAGCUUUUCUUCUGAUUAUUCUAUCUUCAGCAUAUGCCUUCCAUCUAUUGCAAGAGGCAUUAGCUCACCCGUCUUGGCCAUUUCUUCUAGCUGCCUUCGCACAACUGGUGCUUUAGUUAAUGUGCUUGGACCAAGAGCAUUAUCUGAACUUCCAAGCAUUAUGAAAAAUGUAAUUAAGAUAUCUCAUGAAAUCUCAUUUAAAAAUGGUGAUGAUAACACCUCUCCUGCACUAUCAACUUCAAAAGAAUCAGUCAUGCAGUCUAUUCUUUUAAUUCUGGAGGCAGUUGUGGACAAGCUUGGUGGCUUUUUAAAUCCAUAUCUCAAAGAAGUUAUAGAACUACUAGUUCUUGGACCUGAGUAUACAACUGAAUCCAAGCCAAAGCUAAAAUUGAAAGCAGAUGUAGUACGAAGGCUCUUUACUGAGAAAAUCCCUGUUCGACUUGCUCUGCCGCCUUUGCUAGCAUUACAUUCUAAAGCAGUGGAGUCUGGGGACUUAAGUGUGGCAACUUCUUUUAAAUUGCUUGGAAGCUUAGUUGGUAAGAUGGAUAGAUCAUCUGUUGGUGGUUACCAUGAAAAGAUUUAUGACGUUUGCUUGGGUGCUCUCGAUCUUCGUCGUCAACAGCCUACUUCAAUUAAGAACAUCGAUGUUGUCGAAAAAAGUGUACUUGAUGCUAUGAUAUCUUUGACUAUGAAACUUACAGAAUCAAUGUUUAAGCCUCUAUUUCUUAAUAGUGUUGACUGGGCGGAGUUGCAUAUUGAAGAUAAUGAUAAUGAGGGUCAUGCAUCAAUUGAUAGGUCCAUUGCAUUAUAUGGUUUGGUCAACAAACUUGCUGAGAAUCAUAGGUCCCUUUUUGUUCCUUAUUUCAAAUACUUACGUGAUGGAUGUGUAAAACAUCUCAUGGAUGCUGCUGAUGCAAAAGGUGCCGCUUUGAUUCGAAAGAAAAAGAAAGCCAAGAUCCAGGAAACAGGAAAAGAAAUAAAAGGAAACACCAGUUGUUUAUCCCUUAAAAACUGGCAUCUAACGGCAUUAGUCCUAUCUGCUUUACAUAAAUGUUUUCUGUAUGACACUGAAAGCCUUAAAUUUGUUGACUCCUCAAAUUUUCAGGUUCUGUUGAAACCCAUAAUCUCACAGCUCAUUGUGGAGCCACCUUCUUCUCUAGAAGAACAUCCAGGCAUACCAUCUAUUGAGGAAGUUGAUGAUUUGUUGGUGGUUUGCAUUGGUCAAAUGGCUGUAACUGCAGGAACUGACCUUCUAUGGAAACCUCUGAACCAUGAGGUAUUGCUGCAAACUCGAAGCGAGAAGUUGCGUGCUCGAAUUUUAGGAUUGAGAAUUGUGAAGUAUCUACUGGAUAAUCUUAAAGAAGAAUACCUAGUAUUGCUGCCCGAAACCAUCCCCUUUCUGGGUGAACUGCUCGAGGACGUGGAACUACCCGUUAAAUCUCUAGCGCAAGACAUUCUCAAGGAAAUGGAGUCGAUGAGCGGCGAAGAUCUUCGGCAAUAUCUCCAAUAAUCUUGAAUCCAUGAUUGUUAUUUUCUGGAUUCGGAGGUUAGCAGAGAUAAAAAUCAAUACAGAGCUAAUGUAUGUAAUUUAUUUUUAUUUGUGUUGAGGAAGUUGUAAAUUGAAAUUCUAUAUUCUUAAGAGUUAGGUGAACCGAGAAGCUGAAACUUAUGUGAUAAAUGCUUCAAUCAAUUUUGUAUACAUUCUGCAGCAAUAUAUAGCAAUUUAUUGUC